GACCCGACGCCUCCCCGCCCGACCAGGUGCCUCGAGUGCGCACCGCUGGGAGGGCUCUCCCGGGCUCGGCGAGACUCACGCCCGCGAUGUGCUAGGGCGGCGGCGACGGUGACGGGCGUGGGGCGCGGCGCUGCCUCGGCUGCCGGGUAGUUGCAGCGAGCGCUCGGGCCGGCCUGGAGUCUCCGAGCUGAGCCGCCGCGCCUGCAUCGUGCGGCACGCCGCGGAGGCGCUCGGGGACAGACCGCGCGGGCGCGCACAAAAAGGCCCGGGGCGACGCGCGCUGCGCGGACCCUCGGUGGGCAGCGCACCCCAGUCUCCGCCGGCUAGCGGCUGCAGGGAGCUCCGGCCCGCGGCCCCUCCGCCUCAACUCUGGGAGCUGCCGGCCCCACUCUGUCUUUGCCUAUGGGGAUCCGAGAGUUUCCCAGCGGCGCACCCAGGGGAAAGAGCAUCGCUGUUGGCAUGAGGAGGUCACCGGACGUCAGCCCCCGGAGACUGUCCGACAUCAGCCCCCAGCUCCGGCAGCUCAAGUACUUGGUGGUGGACGAGGCGAUUAAGGAGGAUCUGAAAUGGUCGCGCUCCGUGGAAGAUCUCACCAGCGGGCCCGUGGGGCUCACGUCCAUCGAGGAGCGGAUCCUGCGCAUCACUGGCUACUAUGGCUACCAGCCCUGGGCAGCGAGCUGCAAAAGGGAGGAGCGCCCCCGGGACUCCCCGGGCCCGGCGGAGGCCCAGGCGCCGGCCGGGGUGGAGACCGGCGGGAGAGCGAGCCGCCGCUGCUGGACGUGCUCCCGGGCGCAGCUCAAGAAGAUCUUCUGGGGCGUGGCGGUCGUGCUGUGCGUGUGCUCCUCGUGGGCGGGCUCCACGCAGCUCGCCAAGCUGACCUUCAGGAAGUUCGACGCACCCUUCACCCUCACGUGGUUUGCCACCAACUGGAACUUUUUAUUCUUCCCGUUGUACUACGUGGGGCACGUCUGCAAGUCCACAGAGAAGCAGUCGUUGAAGCAGAGAUACAGGGAAUGCUGUCGAUUUUUUGGAGACAAUGGCUUGACUUUGAAGGUGUUUUUUACCAAGGCAGCACCCUUUGGUGUUCUUUGGACACUCACAAACUACCUGUACUUACAUGCAAUAAAGAAAAUAAACACUACGGAUGUCUCCGUGUUGUUCUGCUGCAACAAAGCUUUUGUGUUCUUGCUCUCAUGGAUCGUUCUCAGGGACAGAUUCAUGGGAGUGAGGAUUGUGGCUGCCAUCCUCGCCAUCGCUGGCAUUGUGAUGAUGACCUACGCUGAUGGCUUCCACAGCCACUCCGUCAUCGGCAUCGCACUGGUGGUGGCCUCAGCAUCCAUGUCUGCCCUCUACAAGGUUUUGUUCAAGCUCCUCCUGGGCAGUGCUAAGUUUGGAGAAGCCGCCUUAUUUUUGUCCAUCUUGGGUGUGUUUAACAUCCUCUUCAUCACCUGCAUUCCUAUUAUCCUCUACUUUACCAAAGUGGAAUACUGGAGCUCUUUUGAUGACAUUCCAUGGGGAAAUCUUUGUGGAUUUUCAGUUCUCUUAUUGACAUUCAAUAUUGUAUUAAAUUUUGGAAUUGCUGUUACAUAUCCCACUCUGAUGUCUCUUGGAAUCGUCCUCAGCGUACCUGUGAAUGCAGUGAUUGAUCACUACACCAGUCAGAUCGUCUUCAAUGGGGUCCGGGUCAUCGCCAUCAUCAUCAUCGGCCUGGGUUUUCUCCUCCUGCUCCUGCCAGAGGAGUGGGAUGUGUGGUUGAUCAAGCUGCUAACCCGCCUCAAAGUGAGGAAGAAGGAGGAGCCUGCAGAGGGCGCUGCCGACCUGAGCUCAGGACCUCAGAGCAAGAACAGAAGAGCCCGCCCUUCCUUCGCCCGCUAAUACCACUCCUCUAGAACUCGGUGGUAAUGACUGGGAGGUCUAUUCCUGCCGGGAGGAACCUCAGUUGGGUAAGGUGUACAUACCUGUACAGUUUUGGUCAUCUGCGGUAAGUUCUAUGGUAUUUAUUGGCAUGUCCAAUUUGCUUGCACUUUUCCACAUCAGACCUUCCACUAAAGGGUACCAAUUCAAUACAAAAGAGAAAAGAAGAACCUCUCAGUGCUUUUCCAGCGAAUGUAAAGUGGGUUUAAAAGAUCCCUGCAUAGAUCGUUUUGGAUGGCUGACAUUCUUGACAAGUCAGGGCAAGUGUUUAGAAUCUUAGCAACUGAACAUGACAUUGUACACUGUGAUUAUUUUUCAGCUAUGGUAGGUCAUAUUUUGUUUUAUACCAGAGCUGUACUCUUAAUUUUAAGGAGUUUCAAUGAACCAAAAGAUAACUGUCAAUUUAUUUGGAUGGAUGGAUGGAUGGAGGGAUGGAAGAAGGGAGGGAAGGAUGUCUGGGAUGUGAAGAGGCAAGGCAGAAAUGGAUGAUGAACAUCAAAAACUAUCAGAGGACAGGUCUGUGCCAGGUACCAGGAAGGACAAGAUAAGUCCAAGCCCCGGCUGGCCUGCUCUCAUGUGUCUGUGUAAGAUUGUGCAAGAGAAAUCACAGUGCCUUCUCCAGAAUUUUCGUCUUUACCUAUGUGAAGCGAGGUGACGUGAUACGUCACUGGCGCCGUCUUACAAUUUAGAUGUAAAAAUCUUUAGAAACAAAUAAAACUCUCUAUAUAUGUGUAUGUCUGUGUACAAAAAUGACAGAGCUGAUGGCCAGUGUAUACGGAGUGUGGCCCAGGGUGUACAAUACCCAUAUAAGGUACCUUGUGCAGGAGGGGAAUUGCUGGCUGCUUUUACUUCCUGACCAAGACUGAAAAAUUAUUCACUGAAAUCUGUAAACCUUUUUAUGAAACUUUUAAGCACCAGGCUGUUUACUUACACAAUUUAGGUCUGCCAGAAAAUUCUAUCUGUGAUAGAUCUGUAAGGAGGGUCAGGGGUUAGAGUUUACUAUUUUUGAAGUUUACAUUGUUACAUAUGAAAUGGAAACAUUAUUUUGAAACGUUGUCAUAACCCAAUGGUGCAUUCUGUAACCAUGGAGUCCUUUGUUUCCUGGGGGAAAGGGGCAUUCAUGACCUGAAGUUUUUAGCAAAUUAUUAUUCUCAGUUUCCAUUACCUGUUUGGCCAAACAGAUUAAUAAAAUAUUUGAAAAAGAAGCAUU
Messenger RNA from Piliocolobus tephrosceles (Ugandan red Colobus), 3124 nucleotides. It is a transcript of the gene SLC35F3, whose product is annotated as solute carrier family 35 member F3. NCBI's taxonomy places the organism in Eukaryota, Metazoa, Chordata, Mammalia, Primates, Cercopithecidae. Gene Ontology annotation, biological process: thiamine transport. Gene Ontology annotation, cellular component: membrane. The transcript is spliced from 8 exons. Bases 403 to 1875 code for a protein of 490 amino acids. The record is from RefSeq and is a predicted model, not a curated record.